CAGCGCCCGACGCGCCCGGGACCGCAACAAGUGAGCCAAAACUUGCCUGAGAGUUCACCACACAGAAGCACACCAGAGUCCCAGGAAGUCUCUUAAAAAGAAAGGAGUGUUGUUGGAGCAAGGAUUGGAAACUGCUAGAAGGAAAAUGAUGAAAAUGUUACCUUUUUUCCAAAGUGGUCCUAUUGGAAUGCGCAAUGGAUCAGAGGGUUGCCACAGGCAGCUUGAAAACUCUUCAACAUCAGUAGCUGAGCAAGUCUCUGCUUGUGCUGAACCUUCUGGAUACGAGAUCUGGUCCAGGGACCAGGAGAAGAUGAGUGAAAAACCAGAAGCAGCCUGCAGAGCCUCACGUGCCUCUUCCAUCACGAGCAACGGGAGUUGUACUUCUGCUGGAGACAGCCCUGAAAAGGGCAAGAAAGGAAUAAAGGGGAUUUUUACCAAUGCACUUAAGAAGAUGAAAAAGGCCAAGCCACUCAGUGUCAAACAAGUCCUGGAGCUCCUCGAAGAGCAAAAGCUUUGCGACGCCGCUCAGCAUCUGAUUGUCCUGGAGAAGAGCCUGUGCAGCAAAAGCGAGGAGGGGCUGAACACCAGCCAGCAAGAUGUCGAGUCUGUCUAUGAAGUCCUGAAGCACAAAGUCUUCAGCAUCUUGAAAGACUCCAUAGCGCUCGCGAGAACAAACCCAGAACUGCUGCAGCAGGCAGUGGAGGCACUGAAAGAGCAGGAGAGAGAAGAUCAGAACUACACAUCAGAGAAUGCACCUGACCAAAACAUGCAGUUUAGACCUAGGAAAUGGAAGGAGCUUUGGAUGGCUACAGUGAAGGAGUCGGUAGAGACUCGAAUGGGAGACACAAGCCGUACUCCUAGAACUGAGAACCUCUCUCCAGUUGGCCAGAACCUCCUGCACAUGGGAAAGACAAUGAAGGAAGAUCUGACAGUAGUUGUAAAGUACAUUAAACAGCUUUAUCCUCCUGAUUUUAACGUGUUCAGCACAUAUGCAGACCUCUACCACAAUUAUUUUGCCUCCCAGGCAAAGCAAAGUGCCGAGUGUCAUCUGGAAGACAAGGACGUUUACCUUCUCCUCUCCUGGGUGCACAACCUUUAUCCAAAAGAUAUGAGAAAAGAUCAACUUCUAGCCGAGGAGUUGGAAAAAGUUAAGCUUGGAAGCCUUUUGCCAUCAAGUCUGAGCAAAGAGCUUGAAAAGAAAUACCUUGAGAGUGAAGAGGCUACCGUCAAAAAUUCACUCAGCAAAUGUUUAGAUAAAGAAAUUCAAAGAUGGAAAGAAGACAAAGAACCAGAGAAGCUAAAUGGGCAUUUUCAGAGUGAACUGCUAGCAAUAUUUGUUAUCCAGAGUGUGUACAGCGGGCAGAAGCGAGCUGAGGACAUCAGCGUGGCAGUGGGCCAGGAGCUGGCGCGGCGCCUGUGGAAGGAGCUGCCCGCCUUCCUGAGAAGCUACAAGGAUGCUUUUGAAGACUUUAAGGAGAGAUGCAAGAAGCACAGACACUACAAGCCCAUCCUGAUUGCAAAUAUUAACAACUGCUGGAACUUCAGAGACUAUGCAGAGAAGAACAUGUCAGAAAAGGAUGAGAACAAAGCCAGUAUCCUCAGCACUCUCAGUGACAUUGAGAACAGCGGCUUUGACGUGCUGCUUCAACAGCUCUUUGCUCAGCUAAAGCCAAUUUAUAAGAAGUUCACAGAGCACAAGUGGGACUCCAGCAAUGAAAUUAUGAAUGAGAUCAUUAAAACCACCAGCAAACAUGUUUCAGACUUCCGGACCCUCAAGGAGCCUUUUUACCACGCUAUCAUUGAGAAGAUCCACGCCCGUUUGGUUAAAGACUACAUCGUGAGGCUGCUGAAGAGGAAAGUCAGCCUAAAGACUCCAGCACAACAGCAAAACCUGGCUCAGCACAUCUCCAAGAACGCUGCUGACCUGGAAGCCUUCUGCACCAGCAAUGGAUCUCAAGCCACGUGGCUGAAUUCUGCACUCCCCAAGCUGGCUGAAAUAAUCCGACUUCAGGAUUUGGGUGCUAUCAAAAUUGAAGUUGCAACACUUGCCACGAAAUACCCAGAUAUCCGCAAAAGGCACCUGGAAGCAUUCCUGUACAUCAAAGCCAACCUGUCACGCAGUGAACUCAAAAGCAUCCUGGGUUAUCUGGCAGACAGCACGGCGUCCACGGCGCCCGGAGCCCCGCUCUUCUCCAACAUAAACGUGUCCUAGGCCAAGGCACCCCGUGGCACCUCCUUGUGCUGGACUGUUGGCCAAGCCAGGGAUGGAGACAGCCCCUGGAGAUGCACAGCACACACUGCUGCCUUCUCCUGAGGGAGCUGUUUUGUCCUGACCUGGUGCUCAGCACCUCCUGGGGAACCGCCGUCCUCUGAGCGGGGCUGGAGGAGGAGCAGUGGCCACAAGGACCAGGGCUGCUCCUCACACCGGUCCUGGCUUCCCUGGAAGGUCUCCUUGGGGCCACCAUGUUCUCUGCCUGGACACUGCCCUGUUGCUCCGACCUCCAUCUACCUCACAGGGUGCCGUGACGGCCACCUCGCUGCCUCCCUGACUAGCCCAGGCCCAGCUUUGCCUUCGAAGGAAACAGAGGGAAACAAAAGCCAGCCUUUAGACUUUAGAGAUGUUGUACAAGUCCCACAUGAGCAUCUUGCACCCCAUCUGCCUGCCCCCGAGCCAGGCUGCGUCAGGCUGACGGGAGAGGCGCCAGGUUUCGGGCCAGGAGGAGCUGGGACUCCUGCUGUACUGCAGCACCUGAGGCUUGGGGUGGCCCUGGCUGCACGCUCUGCCACGUGCAGCAGUGUGCAUGGGGUGUGAGGCUUCUCACCCUGUGUGGCCCCACAGCAGCCAGGGCAGCGUGUGCUUCCUUCACCUCUGUGAGGUGGGAGCAUCCGACCCCUCUGGCAUCUGCACAGCGGCCACAUCUGCACUGGUGUGGCGCUCAGCUGGCGAGCCAUCACGUGGGCUAAGCCCUGGCAUCUGCUAAAGCACUUUGAACAUUCCUUAAGCCUUCCUUCUGGAGCAGAGGACUUUUCCAGACCCUGCUGGCAUCACAGGCUUUGAAUGGGCGGUGGAAGCGGUCUCAAAUGCCAUUGAAACAAGCUGAGCACCCUGUGUGCGUCACCCUUCCCUUGCUCCCUGCGGCCCCUCGUGCUCUGAGGUAGAUACGAUGUGGAAACACACAUGGGUCUGUUGUGAAACUGUGUUUUGCUUUUUACAGCCCAGUCCUUGCCAGAACAGCAAUGUGUUCAGUUGAGACCUUUCCCUUCUGUUUGACUCUCUUUGCACUCCUGUCCCAGGCUGUGGAACGUCGGUGCAGUGACUGUGCAGCCCAUGUAAUGUAUUGAUAUGCAUAUGCAGUGUACCAUUGGGGUAUUUUUUGCAUCCAAGUGUAUUUUUUUUCCUCAGAGAUAUUCAUUUGCAAUGUUUCUAUUUAAACAGUAUCCAGAUCUGCUAGAAAAGUGACUCAUUUAUUCUGUCUCUGGCUGUUGUUUACUGUGUUGCCACGUGUAGUCCUAGGUACUCCCUCAAAGGGAUGGUUUCUCCCCUUCUCCCAAGCUGCUUUGGUGAAUGCCACCCACCAGUUCCAGAUAGGGAGGGUCUUGCUGGACCACUGACAAGUUGGAAAAGCAGAGUGUGUGUCCCAUAGCCCUUCUUUCCUUGCUUUCUGAGCAAGACCUGCCAUGUGCACUGUGCUUAUGGUAUCUGGUGUAACAAGAUCCAAACCAUCAGCCUCUAAGCACUGCUGCAGUCCUAAUGUUGAACAAUAAAGAUAUCU
Molecule: messenger RNA, 3773 nt
Organism: Colius striatus (speckled mousebird)
Lineage: Eukaryota; Metazoa; Chordata; Aves; Coliiformes; Coliidae
Gene: TNFAIP2
Product: TNF alpha induced protein 2
Exons: 13
Coding region: 146-2212 (688 amino acids)
Biological process (GO): exocyst localization; exocytosis
Cellular component (GO): exocyst
Molecular function (GO): SNARE binding
Source: RefSeq, a predicted model, not a curated record